AUGGAAGAAACAUUAAGAAGAGAUAUUAGGAAGAUUGACGCAACCUGUGUGGACCAAGAGACGAUCAGGUCGCUCAUAAAGCCGUACCAUGGGACAACGACCCUUGCCUUUAUCUUCAAGGAAGGAAUGGUCAUAGCUGUGGACUCAAGGGCAACGUCUGGAUCUUACAUAGCCUCCCAAACAGUGAACAAGGUGAUCAACAUCAACAAGAAUUUGCUCGGGACAAUGGCGGGCGGAGCUGCAGACUGCCUUUUCUGGGAGAAUCUCAUGGGCUUGUACGCAAAGAAUUACGAGCUUACCAACGGAAGGAGGAUAACAGUGGCUGCAGCGAGCAUGUAUCUGAGCAACUGUGUGUACAGAUACAAGGGAUACGGCCUUUCCAUGGGGACGAUGAUAUGCGGAUAUGAUAGCAGCGGCCCAAGCAUUUACUAUGUUGACGACGAUGGAAAGAGGGUCAGCGGCAGUCUGUUUUCUGUGGGAAGUGGGUCCACAAUAGCCUAUGGGAUUCUUUCUUCAUCCUACAGAUUUGAUAUGGACAAGGAUGAGGCCUUGAACUUGGGAAGAGAUGCCAUUUUCCAUGCAGCACAUCGGGAUGCUUUCUCCGGGGGGCUUAUCAACCUUUACUACAUGAAUGAGGAUGGAUGGACCAAAGUUGGUUCCUACGAUGUUAACGAAUUCGACAAAGAGUAA
Encephalitozoon cuniculi GB-M1 is the source of this 690-nucleotide messenger RNA. Its product is annotated as proteasome core particle subunit beta 5. Lineage: Eukaryota; Fungi; Microsporidia; Unikaryonidae. Gene Ontology annotation, molecular function: threonine-type endopeptidase activity. The record is from RefSeq and is marked provisional. Bases 1 to 690 code for a protein of 229 amino acids. The transcript has a single exon. Gene Ontology annotation, cellular component: proteasome core complex.